Molecule: messenger RNA, 957 nt
Organism: Fragaria vesca subsp. vesca
Lineage: Eukaryota; Viridiplantae; Streptophyta; Magnoliopsida; Rosales; Rosaceae
Exons: 1
Coding region: 1-957 (318 amino acids)
Source: RefSeq, a predicted model, not a curated record
AUGGCUGCCUGUGGAAGCCUCCAACACAUCUUUGAGACCCCCUUGUCCGCCGAGAGCCCUAGACUGCUUGACCCCCUCUCCUCAUGGAACAAACUUCAACCUACCAAACCCAUCCACAAGUCUUCCUUCACCGAGAUCUUCGGGGAGCUUCAUUUCAAUGAUAAUUCUCCAGUGUCAUCAUCAUCAGCUUUACCUGUAGUGCCAAGAUCCUUCUCAUCAUCCUCUUCGUUCGAAUUGGGUUCACAACCCAAGAUUAUUGAUGGCAACAAAAAUGAAGGGACUGACCAUAAGAUCAACCCCAUGUCAAACGAAGCAUCUUUCUCAGGCACAGACAACAAAUACAACAGGUCUCACAAAAGUAGUGACAGCUUUUCAUCAAUGAAUUCAGAAAGCUUGCAACUGUGCACAGAGGGGCUUGGUUUUGAGAGCUCAGGCGAUGUUGAGGACACGAGGAGCAGCGACGUGAGUGAAGAAUGGCAAAAUGUUCAAGAGAAGUUUAAUUUCACGACAAAGCCAUGUUUUAUGGCAACAUCAGAUAGUCAUUUUUUUGGACAUAGGAAAACAAGGAGUGCUGGUGUAGGAGGAUUCCCUCCGCCAAUUUCUUGCAUAAGCAAGAGUGGGAAGCCUUGGGUUUGCUUCAAGUCUUACAGGCACGAUGGCAGGUUUGUCCUCAAAGAAAUAAGAAUUCCCACCCAGGAGUUCCUUCAUGCAUACAGAGAAGGUGGUCGGCUCAAGCUGCACUUCAUUCACCACGAGGACGAACAGAUCCUCAGUGAGGUAGAACGGGAAGAUGAUGAGGAUGAUGCUGAUAAUGACGACGAAGAAAAUUGUGAGGAUGACGAUAACGAUAUUGAUGAUCAGGAAGAAGAAAAUGGACAUGAACAUGCAGAAGCUGCAUGUGCUGUAAUUGAAGGAAAUGAGGCAAACACUGGAACCUGCAGUGCAAAUGAGGUCUAA